GUAUGGUGCAAAGGCCAAAUGAUAAUCAUCUGCAAAACCUGGUUAGACCUUGCCGUAAAAAAUCUGCAUGUGAACGCGAUGAUUUUUGCAACGACGGAAGAUAUAAAAACUUCAUAACCAGACCAACUUCAUUCAUCAGCGGGCGGAUACACAAGGAUGUCAUUAUGGGCCAAAGUUCGCGAACUGGAAGGAGAUUCUUUGAGGCAAAUCCAGAAUUUAUACGGACCAAACUUCCCUAUUGAGUUUCGUCAUUAUUUUGCUGACAUCAUAGAACGACAACAAUGGGACCAAUUGGACCCCGACAAUAUUCCCCAAGAUGAACCACACGCAAAAUACAUCCUUGGUUUAUUCCUUGAGGAAAUUCAGAAACAAUGCGAUUCCUUGACAGAAGGGAAGGACUUUCUGCAGAGACUUCAUUUCAGUGAGAUUGCUUCACAUUUUAAAAAUGUAUAUGGACCCGCACCAUUGGAGCUUGUAAGGACGGUAAAGAAGAUUCUAUCGAUUGAAACACGGCUUGUUCAACAUGCAAGUUCGCUUAUGGAUGGUGGAAUGCAUAUGAGGAACAACCAACAAUCUGAGAAGGUUUCCCACAUUAACAGUGAAUUGGAACGUUUAGCAGCCAUGACGCGAGACACCGAAAAUGAUUUGAGGCAACUGCAAUCGAAACAAGAAUAUUUCGUGAUCAAUUAUCAGGACAGUCUGAAGAUAUCUUCUGAGCUGCAACAGAUUCAACAACUUGAUCCUUCUAACCCUGCCAGACAGUACGAGACGCAACUAACAAGGAAGCAAGCUGAGGUAGACAAACUGCUACGUGCCGAAGCGCAGAAACUGCAACAGUUACGAGCGAGUCUUGCUACUCGCCAUGAAGAAACAUUCAACCAUCUUAGCCAACUACAGAACCAAAUACUUGAUGAGGAAUUAAUCAAAUGGAAAAGAUCGCAAGCUCUCGCCUAUAAUGGGGUCCAACAUGAGAGUAACUUGGACCAACUGCAGCAAUGGUGUGAACAACUAGCGGAAAUAAUUUGGCAGAACCGACAGCAAAUAAAGAGAGUUGAGCUUCAACGCCAACAGCUUCCCAUUAACAACCCUGGCAGAGACAUGCUGCCCGAUCUCAAUGCUACAAUCACUGCUCUGUUGUCUACUUUGGUUACCAGCACCUUUAUCAUCGAGAAACAACCCCCUCAAGUGUUGAAAACGCAGACAAGGUUCGGAGCUACGAUCCGUUUGCUGGUUGGUGGAAAGCUUAAUGUUCAUAUGAAUCCCCCCACAGUUAAAGCGAGCAUCAUAAGCGAGAAUCAAGCAAAAGCUCUGCUCAAAAACGACUCAAGCAGAAGCAUCACUGAGAUGAGUGGAGAAAUAUUGAACCCGGAGUCAGUGAUGGAAUAUCACACACAAUCUGGGAUUUUAAGCGUCAACUUCAGAAACAUGUCUCUACGGCGAAUCAAACGUUCGGACAAGCGUGGAGCUGAAUCAGUAACUGAGGAAAAGUUCACCAUUUUGUUUCAGUCUCGAUUCAGCAUCGGUGGAAAUGAGCUCGUGUUUCAAGUCAGGACAUUAUCAUUACCAGUUGUAGUAAUAGUUCAUGGCAAUCAAGAAGCAAAUGCUGCUGCCAGUAUUCUAUGGGAUAAUGCAUUCGCUGAGCAGGGUCGAGUUCCGUUUCACAUCCCGGACAAAGUUCCAUGGUGUAAGUUGAUUGACACUCUCGAUUAUAAAUGGAAGCAUGAGUGUCAUACGUCCAGAGGUCUCACUCCACAAGCAAAACAAUAUCUCGCUCACAAAGUUUUCAGACAAAAUGUCUCCAGCAACUCAGACAAGCAAAUAUCAUGGGCCCAGUUCAACAGGGAGCCACUACCUAACAGAAACUUUACUUUCUGGCAAUGGUUCAACGGAGUGAUGGAACUUACUAAGAGUAAACACCUACAGAAGCAUUGGGAUGAUGGAGCCAUCAUAGGCUUCAUUGGCAAGGGCGAUUCUCAGGACAAACUUGUUUCAAAGUCUCUCGCAAGUUUUCUACUCCGAUAUUCUGACUCUGAAAUUGGAGGUCUGACUAUUGCGUGGGUGGCUGACUCGGAUAAAGCUCCUGGAGUUCCUCGUGUUUGGAACCUCCAGCCCCAAACCUUACGUGAUUAUGGGAUACGUUCGUUGGCUGAUCGUAUCAAGGAUUUGGAUCAAUUGAUGUACAUAAUUAAGUCUGACAACACAACGCAACUGAAAGACGAAGUGUUCGGGCAAUAUUACAGCAAGACAAUAAGUAGUUCACCGCAAGGAGAUGGAUAUGUGAGGACUGAACUGAUGCAGCAUAUUCCUAACAGCAACCAAUUGAACAUGAGCAACAUGGGCGACCACAGCGCACCCAACACACCAGCAAGCAGCUACGAAGCUCAACUAUCAAUCCACAGCCCCAAUAACGUUCCACAUCACAACAACAUACAGUAUGAUGUACCCGACAUGAAUAUGGUGAACAACUUUCAACAGCAGAAUGACGUCACAGGCAACAUGGAGUAUGACGAAACACUUGAAUGUUUCGGGCCGUGCAACAUUGACGUCAAUGAACUACUCAGUCGCCAGCUGUGAUGACGUCAUCACUGUACUCUGACGUCAUCUUGACGUGACAUGUGUGGUCGCUAAGGUUCGUCGCUUCUGACGUCACGUUCUCUUGUCGCUUCUGACGUCACGAUUCUGACGUCAUAGUUUUUUGUUGCCUUGGUGACGUCACGCGGGCGAAGGGGUGUGUCAUAAUCUUUCAUUGUUUGACUAUUGUGACGUCGUACUAACACAUUCCUGCUCAGCACGCUUUCUGACUUCAUAAUAAUAGUUUUUACGUACUUGUUUCGUCGGUACAUAUUUCAUUUUAACGCUUAGGAUGCAAUAGAGGCUACGAACCGUACUAGAGUAUAAUGCAAUGCAAUAUUAUGUUACGUCAUUCCGAAUACAUAAAGGGCUCCACGGGUACUUCGACUGUAAAUUCGUUUCAUUUUUACCGUGGCAGACAUGUGUUAAAACCGCUUGACACGUGUUUAAACCGCUUGAGCCACGACAAGUAUUGCGUCAUAAUAAACACUUAUGCCGUGCAA
This is a messenger RNA of Ciona intestinalis (vase tunicate), 3074 nucleotides long. Lineage: Eukaryota; Metazoa; Chordata; Ascidiacea; Phlebobranchia; Cionidae. The record is from RefSeq.